UCAAAACCAAUUCUUUGUCCUUUGCUUUGUUAACAGAAACUCCUCAGAUCAACGACCCUUGUUCCCACCAUGGACGAUCACUUCAAGUAUGGAAUAGUCAUAGACUCUGGGUCUUCCGGAUCAAGAAUCCAAAUAUAUAAAUGGGAAGAUUACAAGUACACUCUAGAACAUUCCAAUGGAGACAAUUCAAAGUUACAAUCUCCACCCAAGAUCAUUCAGGAGAAGGAUUGGACGUUGAAGAUUAAGCCAGGUAUAUCGACAUAUGCGGACAAGACGCGGGACAUCUGGCCAACACAUUACCAGAAACUCUUGCGAUAUGCCGAGGAGAUCAUCCCCCAGGAGAAGCAUAGGGAAACUCCUGUGUUUGUAUUGGCCACUGCAGGUAUGAGAUUACUCCCACAUGGUAAACAAAGGAAAAUAUUAAAGGAAACCUGUGAGUCGAUCCGUUCCAACACAGAGUUUUCAAUUCCAAAUUGUUCUGACUUUGUUCAAGUUAUUGAUGGAGAAACCGAAGGACUUUAUGGAUGGUUAGGUUUAAACUACCUCAUGGGCCAAUUUGAUAACUAUUCUUCGGAUUUAGAGAAACAUGAGUCCAUUGGAUUCAUGGAUAUGGGAGGUGCGCUGACACAGAUUGCGUUUGUGCCUCUGUCCGACGAAGAGGUCAAGAAACAUGACGAAGAUCUCUCCACCGUUGUGCUCAGGAGUGUCAAUGGAGAGACUCAAAAAUGGAGAGUUUUUGUAGAAACGUGGCUAGGGUUUGGAGCCAACGAGGCCAGACGAAGAUAUCUUAAUCAACUCAUUAAUGUGAACAUACUGGCCCCUCCAAGAGCGAAAAUGAAGGGUUCACAAACCGUUAGUGAUCCUUGUCUCCCACAGGGGGCAGAGUUCCCGCACGUUCACGAGGGGAAGACCUACAAGAUUAAGGGGAUUGGGAACUAUCAACAGUGUGUCAAGAGUAUCUACCCUCUUCUUCUCAAGAACAUCCCAUGCACCGACACCCCGUGUCUUUUCAAUGGGAUCCAUGGACCCAAGCUUAACUUUGAUGAUGACAAAUUCAUUGGGAUCUCGGAAUAUUGGUACACUGCCAAUGAUAUUUUCCAGAGUGGAGGUGAAUACAAUUAUCAUGCAUUUAACAACAAGGUGAAGGAAUUUUGUGAAAGUGACUGGUCUACUAUUUUACAAAAUUCAGCAAAUGGACAAUAUCUGAAUCUUGAUCCAGAAACAUUUCUUAGGGACGCCUGUUUCAAGGCCAGUUGGGUUAUGAAUGUUUUACACGAAGGGUUUGAAUUGCCUCGAUUAGACGUUGAUGCCACCCCUGAAACCGAUAAGCUGGCGGAAGAACUAGCCAAAGAACUCACCAACAAACAUAUCCCUUUCAAAUCCGCCGACUCGGUCAAUGGAGAUGAGUUGUCAUGGACAUUAGGGAAAAUGCUUUUAUUUGCCCUGAGUCAAAUUCGUCCUGGAUAUGAAAAUGAUAAGAACGUGGGGAUAUAUCCCAGUGAAAUUUCAGGGCAAGAUUUUGUUCCUGGAGGUGGAUCCACCAGAUAUAUACUGAAUCAUCAAGAUGGUAAGUCAGAUUAUGAUUCUGAUUUGGAAGAUAUUUUGGAAGGUCAACUGUUUUUCAUUGUUCCAUUCAUUUUAAUUUUGCUUAUUGUAAUGGCGGUGUUUGCUCGUAAGAGUAAGAUUAUUCUGGAAUCAAAAUUAAAGAAAAUUCCAGUGUAUUGCAAGGACAUUAUAAUGCAUAAGAUUCCAUAUUUCAAGAAUUGGGAUGGAUAUGCUCAAAUGAGAGAAAGAGAACAAGAAAAUUAUGAUUUAGAAGAAGGAUUGAGAGAAAGCAAUGGUGAUGGGAAUAAACCUGUAUUACAACAACCAUAUCCACAAUCGGUGCUCCGAACUCGUUCUACAAUGAAUCUUUCUAUUAACGAAGAAGAGGAUGGUUCACAAGAAGAAGGACGUCAUGGAGUGCCGAAUUUUUUACAUAAACCAUUUCUUAUGCCGAAGAGGAAUGCUUCCAAUAGUAUAUUCCAAUUCCUGGAUCUUGGGAGUCGGGAAUCCCUUCCUUCUCUUGGAAGGACUCCCAGUAGUGCAUCAUUAAAGAAAUUUGGUAAAGGAGUUGAAUAAAUUUUGUGUUUGUGACCGAUGUUUGUGGUUAGA
Messenger RNA from [Candida] anglica, 2154 nucleotides. Lineage: Eukaryota; Fungi; Ascomycota; Pichiomycetes; Serinales; Debaryomycetaceae. The record is from the annotation of a GenBank genome assembly.